Messenger RNA from Bacillus rossius redtenbacheri, 630 nucleotides. RefSeq names its product zinc finger protein 771-like. The transcript has 2 exons. The record is from RefSeq and is a predicted model, not a curated record. Lineage: Eukaryota; Metazoa; Arthropoda; Insecta; Phasmatodea; Bacillidae. Bases 1 to 360 code for a protein of 119 amino acids.
AUGAAUGUCCACUUCAUAUCAAAUUUUGAGCUGAUCCGGGAGUGUGGACUUUUAAUUUGGGCCAUUGUGCACCGUAGAGUUGACGGUGCGCAGAUUCUGACUCUCACAUGCUGGCAUUUUGUAGACUUGUUCGGCGCGUGGCCGGACUCGGAGGCGCCGCCGACGCGGAGGUUCCAGUGCCCCAACUGCAGGAGCGCGUACAGCCGGCGCUCCAACCUCUCCCGCCACGUGAGGUACGAGUGCGGGCAGGAGGGCCGGUUCAAGUGCCCGCUGUGCCCGCACCGCUCCGCACGCCACAACAACCUGCAGAGGCACAUCCACGCGCGGCACCUGGCCGCCUGCCUCGGCGCCGCGCCGUGACUCCAACAAGUUGCGUCUUCGUGACGCGUUCAGAACUGUCUGUCUCGCGUGUCGUCAAUAAUCAAAAUCUUACUGUUGUACAUACAGUGGUUCUAUUCCAACGUUCCUCGAGUAAACACACAAGUUGCAUUAUCAUAAUGUAUUCAAACUGUCUGUCUUGUGUGUUAUUAAUCAUCAAAAUCUUACUGUUUCAAUGUACAUACAGUGGUUCUUUGAAAGUAUGUCGAAAUCUUACCGUGCAAUGUAUUUUAAGUGAUCCUUUGAAUAAAU